AGAGAAAAUAUCUGUUGUCCUGUCUGCUGCUAGCCAUGGGCCCAACCAAUUAUGAAAGUAGAAAAUGGCCACAAAUGAAAAGAACUUAUCUCUGAAUUUCAGUCCUCGAGUCCCCCAAUCCCAAAGCCUGGUUAGUUCAAACACAUGCUUGAUGCUAGCCAUUGAUAUAAGCACCCAGCCAUGGCUUCUUCCCAAUCUCUGUUCAUGUUCAGGCAAAGCAAAGCUGCUCCGGAGACGAGCUUCAAAAACCAUUGUCAAUCUGAAAGAAAAUGGCCAAACAAACCAAGAAUGCACAACAGCCGCAGGCAAUAUCAGACGCCAGGUUCUUACCCCACAAGAAAGAAUUAAGCUUAAUGCUUACCCGGAUCGAGAAUUCUAUGCUUUUCCACGCUUCGUUACUCAUGUUGAUGAUGGCUUCAUCUCAACAUUAACCAAUUUGUAUCGGGAAAGGCUGCAACCGGGUAGUGAAGUCCUUGACUUGAUGAGCUCUUGGGUUAGCCAUCUCCCAAAAGAAGUUAAGUAUAAAAGAGUGGUUGGACAUGGCCUAAAUGCUCAGGAACUUGCCAGAAACUCCCAACUUGAUUACUUCUUUGUCAAGGAUCUUAAUGAAGAUCAGAAGCUAGAGUUGGAGAGUUGCAGUAUUGAUGCAGUUGUGUGCACUGUCAGUGUGCAGUACCUUCAACAGCCUGAGAAGGUGUUUGCUGAGGUGUUCAGGGUGCUGAAGCCAGGAGGAGUGUUCAUCAUCAGCUUUAGCAACAGAAUGUUCUAUGAGAAAGCUGUGAGUGCAUGGAGAGAUGGGUCUGCAUACAGUAGACUACAAUUAGUAGUCCAAUAUUUCCAAUGCAUUGAAGGAUUUACACAACCAGAAAUUAUUAGAAAGAUACCUGCUUCAACUGGCACUGCAGAAGAUAACUCACCAUUCAGUUGGAUUUUGAGGCUGCUGGGCUUGCUGUCAGGCUCAGACCCUUUCUAUGCAGUGUUAGCUCACAAAAAUUUCAAGCCUGUAUAUACAACUGAAAAUAUUUGAUCCUUCCCUUGGGAAAAUACAUAAACCACCGCAUCACUGUAUUUGUGCAAACAUCAGAAUAAUUUUUUUUAAGACUAUAAUUACAAAAUAAAUCUCUGUGAUGUUCACUCCA
Molecule: messenger RNA, 1139 nt
Organism: Benincasa hispida (wax gourd)
Lineage: Eukaryota; Viridiplantae; Streptophyta; Magnoliopsida; Cucurbitales; Cucurbitaceae
Product: S-adenosyl-L-methionine-dependent methyltransferases superfamily protein
Molecular function (GO): S-adenosylmethionine-dependent methyltransferase activity
Source: RefSeq, a predicted model, not a curated record